AUGACCACAGCUUUCAACAGAGCCGGGACACAGCUAAUCUUAGUGGAAAUGGAGGACCAGAGAUUAAAAGACAUGAGGCCAGCUGAGGAACUGAUGGAAGUCAAAGUGGAUGGACAAUCUGAAGAUCUGAAUUCCACCCACAGCGGCAAAGGGCCUCUGAUUCACGACAGGGAUCCCAAAGGAAUCAACAAGAGUCUUAAGGUCACGUUUGAGGAUGUGAUUGCAGAGCCUCCCUCGGUGCGGAGCUUUGAUAAAGUGUGGUUGUGGAGUCACGCCCUGUUUGAGGUGUCCAGACUGUGGAUCUACCGCCUCAUCUCCCUCCUUCUGGCAGUGCCGGUCUCACUGGCAGCAGGGAUCCUCUUCGCUUUGCUCAGCUGCCUUCACAUCUGGUUAAUCAUGCCCUGUGUGCAGCUCCUUCUCAUCAACAUGAACUGGGUUCAGACUGUGUGGGGCAGCAUGCUGAACAUCCUCAUCAGCCCCUUAUUUACCAGUAUUGGAAAGAGCUGUGGUCGAAUCACCAUUCAUCUGGCCGAAGACCGAUAGAAAAACACACUGUGUAUGAGUAAAUGUUUGGUUAAAACAGAGAAAAAGCAAGUGCUAACAAAUUGCAUACUAAUUCCAGAUAAAUUAUAAAUCAUAAUUGAAUUAUAAUUGCCUAAUUAUUUUGCAUUAUUUCUCACCUGGCAUGAUAUCUGGCAUGCUGUCAUAUACAGCUCUGGAAAAAAUUAAGAGACCACUUCAAAAUGAUCAG
Messenger RNA from Sebastes umbrosus (honeycomb rockfish), 751 nucleotides. RefSeq names its product caveolin-2-like. NCBI's taxonomy places the organism in Eukaryota, Metazoa, Chordata, Actinopteri, Perciformes, Sebastidae. Gene Ontology annotation, cellular component: caveola. The coding region runs from base 1 to 543 and encodes 180 amino acids. The transcript is spliced from 3 exons. Gene Ontology annotation, molecular function: molecular adaptor activity. Gene Ontology annotation, biological process: caveola assembly. The record is from RefSeq and is a predicted model, not a curated record.